AUGUCGACCCUCGAGGACUUGGACGACCUUGAGCACGAGAACAGAGACAAGAAGGAAGACCAGGGCGAUGACGGCAAGAAGCCCAGCGGCGACGGUGACGCCGAGAUGGAAGAUGCUGAGAAGAAGGACGAUGAGGAAGAGCUGAUGGACGAGGAGAUCCUCCACUCCAGCACGGCAGACAUCGUUAAGCGACGACGGAUGCUGGAGAACGAAAUGCGCAUCAUGAAGAGCGAGUUCCAGCGUUUGACACACGAACAGAGCACAAUGCGAGAGAAGGUUAAGGAUAAUCAAGAAAAGAUCGAGAACAACAGACCCUAUCAAUUGAACCAUCACCUUUUCUAUUUACUGACAUCCCUGUUUUACCUUGCUAGACAACUACCAUACCUCGUCGGAAACGUCGUUGAGCUCCUGGACCUUGAUGUGGAGGCCGAUGCUGCAGAGGAAGGAGCCAACAUCGAUCUCGACGCCACUCGCGUCGGCAAAUCUGCCGUUAUCAAGACCUCAACCCGCCAGACCAUCUUCCUCCCGCUCAUCGGACUGGUUGACCACGAGAAGCUGAAGCCCGGUGACCUGAUCGGUGUCAAUAAGGACUCAUAUCUCAUCCUGGACACCUUACCAGCAGAGUAUGACAACCGCGUGAAGGCGAUGGAGGUCGACGAGAAGCCGACGGAGAAGUACACGGAUAUCGGUGGUCUGGACAAGCAGAUCGAGGAGAUCGUGGAAGCUAUCGUAUGGCCCAUGAAGGAGGCGGAGCGAUUCAAGAAGAUCGGCAUCAAGGCGCCGAAGGGUAAGAUCACACUGUUCUGA
Messenger RNA from Penicillium waksmanii, 807 nucleotides. RefSeq names its product P-loop containing nucleoside triphosphate hydrolase protein. Lineage: Eukaryota; Fungi; Ascomycota; Eurotiomycetes; Eurotiales; Aspergillaceae. Bases 1 to 807 code for a protein of 268 amino acids. Gene Ontology annotation, molecular function: proteasome-activating activity. Gene Ontology annotation, biological process: proteasome-mediated ubiquitin-dependent protein catabolic process. The record is from RefSeq and is a predicted model, not a curated record. The transcript is spliced from 2 exons. Gene Ontology annotation, cellular component: proteasome regulatory particle, base subcomplex.